AAAAAUAAUUCGGCAAAAAAACGGGGAAAGGAGCAAGCAAGGAGAUUGCUUGGUGGGAGGAGUUGGUGAGGAGAGGUCGCGGCCAUGGAGAACCUUGCGCUGCUGUGGGGGAUCAUCGGGCCAGGCGUGGCCGGGGCCGUCUUCGGGGCUGGAUGGUGGUUCUGGGUGGACGCCGUCGUCUGCAGCGCCGUCCCGGUCUCCUUCCUCCACUACCUCCCAGGGAUCUUCGCGUCGCUGGCGGCGCUCAUGUUCAACUGCGUGAACAAGGAUGAGAUCGGAUACGACUAUUACUCGCCCUACGGGGACGAUUCCGAGUGGAGAGUGAAGCUCUGGCUUUUUGUUGCAUAUGUCGUUUCUUUUGUCUGCCUAGCUGGAUCUGUUGGUUUAUUGGUGCAAGAUGCGCUGACAGACAAGGGCCCAUCUGUCUGGACUGGUGUUGCUGGUGUUCUGCAAUGCGUUCUUGUGUUGAUAAGCGGGUUGAUAUAUUGGACAUGUCACUCUGAAGAUUAAGCGCGUAAAGUUCUGAGCAGAUGGUUUGCAAGGCUGGUCAUAAUCGUGUGAAGAAAAUUAUUUCUGGCAGCGUGUGGUUCUGUGUGAUGGGGAAUCAUGCCUACUGUAGAGUGGGACGGCUAGAUGUUUCGUUUGUGCAUAUCUGACUGUUCAUCGGAAAUGAUACUUAACACCAGUGCACGUUUUUGUUCCAACCUGUGAUGCGUCCUGAUCAUGCAUAUCAAGAGGGUAAAACUGAAUCUGACAGUGAA
Molecule: messenger RNA, 761 nt
Organism: Panicum hallii
Lineage: Eukaryota; Viridiplantae; Streptophyta; Magnoliopsida; Poales; Poaceae
Product: transmembrane protein 50 homolog
Exons: 4
Coding region: 85-510 (141 amino acids)
Biological process (GO): protein targeting to vacuole; late endosome to vacuole transport via multivesicular body sorting pathway
Source: RefSeq, a predicted model, not a curated record